Messenger RNA from Lactuca virosa, 525 nucleotides. The record is from the annotation of a GenBank genome assembly. NCBI's taxonomy places the organism in Eukaryota, Viridiplantae, Streptophyta, Magnoliopsida, Asterales, Asteraceae.
AUGAAGAAAGGAUGUGUGAAAAAGAAAACCUAUAACAAUAGGGAAGGAGCGGGAAAAUUAGAUAUUUGGAGACACUGGAAGGGGACACGUGUCCCAAAACUUAUUCGUUUAUUAUGUAUAGAAGAUACUAGUUAUAUCAUAUGUAAUCGCCUGAAUACUCAUUUUUUCAAUUCAAUUGUCUGUUUUAUCUUCAAUUCAAUUGUCUGUUUUAUCUUAAUUUUUAUACCUUACCUUUUCGUGAGAACAAAAAAGAAGGAGACCAUAGAGGAGGAGGUGACAGCUGUCACUUCUAGUCCCACAUCUUUGGUUUCAAGUGCUUUAGUUAGCGAUCCAUCACCAACUGUCAUGGGACCGGUGAAACCACGUGAACCCAUACCAUUAAAUCAGCAGCUUGAGCUUUUCAAAUGGAUUUUGGAGGAGAAAAGGAAAGUGAAAACAAAAGAUCUGGAGGAGAAAAAGAGAAUCGACGAAGAAAAAGCCAUUCUUAAACAAUUCAUCUGUGCAAAAUCCGUCCCAUCUCUGUAA